Molecule: messenger RNA, 3443 nt
Organism: Leptonychotes weddellii (Weddell seal)
Lineage: Eukaryota; Metazoa; Chordata; Mammalia; Carnivora; Phocidae
Source: RefSeq, a predicted model, not a curated record
UUAAUCAUAUAAUACAGUUCUGGAUGGAAGCUCAGGCUGCUUCUUCCCGGCCACAGGAUAUUGACCUAGUUUCCCCUUCUUAUCUCUGUGCAAAAUAUUUGUUGUACUUAGUGUGUUCUCCCUGUCACAACGAAUGUUUGUCUCUUCCUUUCAUAUGAACGGAAUGCUGAAGUACUAGUUAAAUCAGUGGAAAAAACAAUGGAGAAGAAAAGUUGGAAGAGACAAUGGCCAAAAUGGAGGUGAAAACGUCACUUCUGGACAAUAUGAUUGGGGUUGGAGAUAUGGUUCUUUUAGAGCCUCUCAACGAGGAGACCUUCAUCAACAACCUCAAGAAGCGCUUUGACCAUAAUGAAAUAUACACGUACAUUGGAAGUGUGGUUAUAUCGGUUAACCCAUACCGGUCCUUACCCAUUUAUUCACCGGAGAAAGUAGAAGAUUACAGGAAUAGAAAUUUUUAUGAACUGAGCCCUCACAUCUUCGCCCUGUCAGAUGAAGCAUACAGAUCCCUGAGAGAUCAAGAUAAGGACCAAUGUAUUCUCAUUACUGGGGAGAGCGGAGCAGGAAAAACAGAGGCCAGCAAGCUUGUCAUGUCGUAUGUAGCGGCCGUUUGUGGAAAAGGAGCAGAAGUGAACCAAGUCAAAGAACAGCUUUUACAGUCCAACCCAGUCCUGGAAGCUUUUGGAAAUGCCAAGACUGUAAGGAAUGACAACUCCUCUAGAUUUGGCAAAUAUAUGGAUAUUGAAUUUGAUUUUAAAGGCGAUCCACUGGGAGGAGUGAUAAGUAACUACUAUGUGUUAGACUAUAGUGUGAGCAUGCAUGACAACAGCUUUGAGCAGUUCAUUAUUAAUUAUUGUAAUGAAAAGCUACAACAAAUCUUCAUUGAACUGACUCUUAAAGAAGAGCAGGAGGAAUAUAUACGGGAGGGCAUAGAAUGGACACACAUUGACUAUUUCAAUAAUGCUAUCAUUUGUGACCUAAUAGAAAAUAACACAAAUGGGAUCCUGGCCAUGCUGGAUGAGGAGUGCCUGAGACCUGGCACGGUCACCGACGAGACCUUCUUGGAGAAGCUCAACCAAGUUUGCGCCACUCACCAGCACUUUGAGAGCAGGAUGAGCAAGAGCUCUAGGUUUCUUAAUGACACAUCCCUGCCUCACAGCUGUUUCAGAAUUCAGCACUAUGCUGGCAAGGUGCUGUAUCAAGUGGAAGGAUUUGUUGACAAAAACAAUGAUCUUCUCUAUCGAGACCUGUCCCAAGCCAUGUGGAAAGCUGGCCACACCCUCAUCAAGUCUCUGUUCCCCGAAGGGAACCCCGCCAAGAUCAACCUGAAAAGGCCUCCUACAGCAGGCUCUCAGUUCAAGGCGUCUGUGGCCACACUGAUGAAAAACCUCCAGACCAAGAAUCCAAACUACAUUAGGUGCAUCAAACCAAAUGAUAAAAAAGCAGCACACAUCUUCACCGAGGCUCUAGUGUGUCAUCAGAUCAGGUACCUGGGUCUUUUGGAGAAUGUUCGAGUGAGGAGGGCAGGCUACGCCUUCAGGCAGGCCUAUGAACCAUGCCUAGAAAGAUACAAAAUGCUUUGUAAACAAACAUGGCCUCAUUGGAAAGGACCAGCAAGGGCUGGCGUGGAGGUUCUGUUUAAUGAAUUAGAGAUUCCUGUGGAAGAAUACUCCUUUGGUAGAUCAAAGAUAUUCAUCCGGAACCCGAGAACAUUAUUCAAACUAGAAGACCUGAGGAAACAGCGUCUUGAGGACUUGGCCACUCUCAUUCAGAAGAUUUAUCGGGGGUGGAAAUGCCGCACACACUUCCUGCUAAUGAGAAAAAGCCAGAUCGUGGUAGCCGCCUGGUAUAGGAGAUACGCGCAACAAAAGAGGUAUCAGCAGAUCAAGAGUUCUGCCUUGGUAAUUCAGUCUUAUAUCCGGGGUUGGAAGGCCCGGAAGAUCCUGCGGGAACUGAAGCACCAAAAGCGAUGUGAGGAGGCAGCCACCACCAUUGCGGCCUAUUGGCGUGGGACCCAGGCGCGAAGGGAACUGAGCCGGCUGAAGGAGGAGGCUAGGAAUAAACAUGCUAUUGCAGUUAUUUGGGCUUACUGGCUUGGAUCUAAGGCUCGAAGGGAAUUGAAACGCUUGAAGGAGGAGGCUAGGCGUAAGCAUGCAGUUGCUGUCAUUUGGGCUUACUGGCUUGGACUGAAGGUACUUCCCCACCCCUUCUUUCUGCCCACGGUGAACUCAACGAAGCCUAGCACUUACUCUAUCCUUAAUUAUGAUAGUCUACCUCUUGCUUUGUCCUUGCAGGGGUCUGAAGCAGCCAGUAAAGGAGACUUUCUCUUCAGCAGUGAUCACCUGAUUGAAAUGGCCACCAAGCUGUAUCGGACGACUCUCAGCCAAACCAAACAGAAGCUCAAUAUCGAAAUUUCUGAUGAGUAUGUACAUAAUCGUUUGAAUGUGCCGUCUCACUUUUAGCUUUAUUGCUGUAGUCGAGCACUCCAGUCUCAUCUGUUUAUACAGCCGCUCCCUUUAAGCAGUGAGUGUGUGUCUGGGGUUUGUUCUAAAUGGUGGAUGGGCAGUGAAUGGUGCUGGUCUAGUCCUUGCCUUCAUGUCCUGGACAUCCUGGUGAAAGAGAUAAAUAUGCAUAAAUAAGAAAUAGGAGAUAUGACUUUGGUUAGUGACAAGUGCCUGUGGAGGGAAACAAAGCAGGGUAAGGGCCAGAGGGUGCUCUAUUUUUGAUAGGGAGGUCAGGGAGCCUUGUUUGAUGCCGUGACAUUUGAGUCAAGACUGGAAUCAAGGGAGCAAGCCAGGCAACAACCCGGGAGGUGCCUUCCAGGGCAGAGGACAGCAGGUGUAAAGGCCCUGAGACAGCAGUGAAAGUGGCAGAGUGAAAUGGUAGGAAAAGACUCGGGAGAGACAGGCGGAGACCCGGCCAUGUAGAGCUGGAGGAACUUAGCUAAGGAGCUGAGAUUUUACUGUGGAUGAUAGAAUGCCAUUACGGGAUUUAAGCAAGGGGGCGGCAUGAUCCAAUUUGUGAUUUUCAAAGAUCGCUUUGGCUGCAGCAUGGAAAAUAGCUCUAGGGAGGCAAGAGUGGAAGCAGAAAAAAGUUAGGAGCUUCUCUGAGCUGUCUAGGAUGAUGUGGCUUAGGCUAGGGUGUGAGUGGGAGGUAGUGAGAAGUAGUCAGAUUCCAAAUGUAAUUUGGAGGAAAACAAGAGGACUUAUUAACAGAUUAGAUGCUAGAUUUGGGGCCUGAGCCCAAAUGGUGGUACCAUUUACUGCAAUAGAUGACACUGAAGAAAGAGCGGUUUGGGGGUGGCCAGGGGGCGUGAAGUCAAGAGUGCUGUUUUGGAUGUGUUAUAUUUGUGACGCCUUUUUUUUAACCAAAUCACUGAGGAAUUUUUUUAAAUAGCUCUUUCAGAAUGAGUGAUAGGUUAGGUCAGUGCUUCUCAAGCCUGAAUG